This is a messenger RNA of Acanthoscelides obtectus, 390 nucleotides long. The record is from the annotation of a GenBank genome assembly. Lineage: Eukaryota; Metazoa; Arthropoda; Insecta; Coleoptera; Chrysomelidae.
AUGGGGCACCUCUUCCUCCCUGAAGAGACGAAUAAUCCUGCGGAAAUCAUCCUCGGACUUGGGAAUUAUCCUGAUUCCUGCAUCGACGGCAACCGCGCGCUCGAAUUUGAUGCCCAAAGAAAUAAACCUGUGAUUUACGCCUCGCCAUCUCGAAGCAUCGCGAAGAACGAUGGGGAAACCUCCAACCCACACUUCAUCCUUUCCGAGGUAAAAUUUCCAAGUGAAAAAGGAAGAAAACCUUGCAGCUUUUUCUCGCGAUGCGCCCAUGUUAAACGUUUGUGUUACCCCAUAUGUUUCCCCGGCAGUGUACAGUCACUGGCUGAUCCCAAUUGGGAUAAUUUAACAGCAAUGCCAUGUGGCCUGCUGGAAGCCUGGCAGCCGGAAGGGUGA